GGGCGGGGCGGCGGCGCGGCCCGGCGGGUCCCCGCUGCUCCCCGCGGCACAGGCGGGGCCGGGGCCGCCAUGCUACCGGCGCUGCCGGACGGCGAUGAACGGGAGCUGGAGAGCAGCGAGGAGGGCGGUGGUGCGGGCGAGGAGCGGCGGCCGGAACGGCACGGCUGCACCUACCACGGUCUCUAUGGCUACCGCAGGUCCGUGCAGCAGGGAGCUGCCGGCGGGGAUGGCAGUGCCGGCGGCGCCGUGGCACACACACCCUCCACCGAAGACUUCAGCCUCUCCUUACUGGACACCAAUUUACCAGCUGAAGCAGAGACGGAGUUGCGCAGUUUCAUCGCUAAGCGUCUUACUAAAGGAGCGCUGUUUGAAGGAAUGGGAAAUGUAGUAUCAGUGGGGCUGAGCAUACCAGAAAGUAGAGUUGGUUGUUACUACUGUCGUUUCCAACAAGAAAGUCUUCUGGAAAUGGCAACGUUGGAAUCAGACAUCAGCACUCCAGAAUAUGUGGUUUGUUUCUUAGGUGGCUCAGAGAAAGGUCUGGAACUUUUCAGGCUUGAGCUGGACAAGUACAUUCAAAAUCUGAAGAUAAACUUUGAUUUGGAGCAAAAAAAUUUGGAGACCUGUGUUAGCCCCUACCUGAGGAGCUGGUUUGAGGAUGCCAUCUGCCCUAUCCAGAGGGUUGUGCAGCUCUUCCAGGACAAACUUGCCUCUCUGCUACAUGCUGCUCUGAGUUACACUCCUGUAGAAGUCAAAAAUGCAGAUGAAAGAACAGAAAAGGACAUUAGCAGGUUCCUGGCAGCUGCCAGCCUCCAAGGGCUUGUCCAGGAAGGCACAAUGACCUCCCUGUGCAUUGCCAUGACAGAGGAACAGCACAAGUCCAUGGUUAUAGACUGCAGUGGACCUCAGCCCCAGCUGCAUAAUGCAGGAAGCAACAGAUUCUGUGAGGACUGGAUGCAAGCUUUCGUGAAUGGUGCUGAGGGUGGAAAUCCAUUUCUCUUCCGGCAGAUUUUGGAAAACUUUAAAUUGAAGGCUAUUCAGGACAUUAACAACCUGAAGAGGUUCAUCCGCCAGGCUGAAAUGAACCACUAUGCUUUGUUCAAGUGCUACCUGUUCCUAAGGAAUUGUGGCAGUGGAGACAUCCUGCUGAAGAUUGUGAAAGUAGAACAUGCAGAAAUGCCAGAAGCCAGGAACGUAGUGACCGUCCUGGAAGAAUUCAUGAGAGAAACAUCAGUGGCUUAAAAUAUCUUAUGUAUAAAUAAUUAAUUUCUGUGCAGCUAUUGCAGGAAUUUUAAUUUAUAUUUAAAAGUAUUGCCUAAGUCAAACCUUAGUUGCAGUUUCACCUGCCUUUCCUUAUUUUUAGACAAAGCACUAUGAUCUUUUUUAAUGUGUAAAUAUCAGAUAAUACAAACUCCUGCAGAGUUUUCAAAUUCUCCAACUGACUUGCUCCUGUUCUGAGAAAAUCAUAUUUGAUUUUUACAGUCAUUGCAAGACCAAACCCAAAUCCCUUAUCUAGCAAACAUUUCACUGUUUUAAAUAUUUUAAAUAUCUUAAAAAUCACUUAGAUCUGGCUACUGUGUUUUAAUAAAGAAGUACAAACAGCUGGACAGAUCUAGAUAAUGAAUUGAUCAUUUUAGUUUAGAUUAGAGAACCUAGGUACCAAGUCUGUAGCUGGUCUCUGCUUUCAAACUGCUGGUUUGUUGUGCUGCCACUGGAUAAACAAGUUGGUAAUUGGUAUGAAACAGCUGCCUUAAGACUGAACCGUUGCAGUGAUCAGUUUGUAUGUGUGCAAACCUACACAUAACAGGUAUGAGAAAUUCCCAGGUUUUUUGAUGAAUCCCCUCCUUCCUUAGUCUGAGAUGUAAUCAAGACCUUCUUAUAUUACAGUUUUGCAUAACUAAAUAAUCUUACGUUUUUCAAUCAUGAAGAAACUAAAAAGUUUCCACAUUUAAUGUUAAGACAUUUUCAGAAUAUGAAGUAUAUGAACUUCCCAAAUUAAUUACUCAGACUUUAAAACAUUUCACUGUAUCAGCAAUGGAUUCUUACCCACAUCAUGUGACAUAUAGGCAGCAGAAUACCUGAAGAAAAUCUUAGGCUACAGCUGGCAUAAAAACUCAUCAAGUCUCUGCUUCAUGAGGUUAUGAGUUCAUAACCUCAUAAAGAGGGUGAUUUCUGCAAACCUGAUAAAAGCAGAAUUCCCUGUUGGUUCCCUUUGCAGCAGAGGAUGUUUUAACUCCCCCUAAAACAGUGCCUGUAACUAACACAGCUCAGUUUGACUUGUGCUGGUGCUCUGUACUGUGAGGGCAGGAAUUGCACCGUGUUGAACCCAUAAUAAAGUUGACAAUAAAACAUUGAAAUCCUCAA
Messenger RNA from Pseudopodoces humilis (Tibetan ground-tit), 2361 nucleotides. It is a transcript of the gene C21H17orf75, whose product is annotated as chromosome 21 C17orf75 homolog. Lineage: Eukaryota; Metazoa; Chordata; Aves; Passeriformes; Paridae. The record is from RefSeq and is a predicted model, not a curated record. Gene Ontology annotation, cellular component: trans-Golgi network.